Molecule: messenger RNA, 789 nt
Organism: Drosophila subpulchrella
Lineage: Eukaryota; Metazoa; Arthropoda; Insecta; Diptera; Drosophilidae
Gene: E(spl)mdelta-HLH
Product: enhancer of split mdelta protein
Exons: 1
Coding region: 146-670 (174 amino acids)
Biological process (GO): regulation of neurogenesis; anterior/posterior pattern specification; regulation of transcription by RNA polymerase II
Cellular component (GO): nucleus
Molecular function (GO): DNA-binding transcription factor activity, RNA polymerase II-specific; RNA polymerase II cis-regulatory region sequence-specific DNA binding; protein dimerization activity
Source: RefSeq, a predicted model, not a curated record
CCGGCUGUGUGGCAGCUACAAAAAGGAUCAGCUUACCUUGCGGCAAGAUCAUUUCUCAAGUGACUACCGUGCAGUGCGGAGCGGCAGCAGCGACAUCGCAAUCUCGCAACUUUAUUUACAAACAACUACAAACUCUUCAAACACAAUGGCCGUGCAGGGUCAGAGAUUUAUGACCAAGACUCAGCACUACCGCAAGGUGACCAAACCUCUGCUGGAGCGCAAGAGACGUGCCCGGAUGAACCUGUAUCUGGAUGAGCUGAAAGAUCUCAUCGUGGACACAAUGGAUGCGCAGGGGGAGCAGGUCAGCAAACUGGAGAAGGCGGACAUCCUGGAGCUCACAGUCAACUAUCUGAAGGCGCAGCAGCAGCAGCGAGUGGCCAGUCCCCAAUCUCCUCCAGCCGCCAACCAGGUUAACUUAGACAAAUUCCGCGCCGGAUACACCCAGGCCGCCUACGAGGUCUCCCACAUAUUCUCCACUGUUCCCGGCCUGGAUCUCAAGUUCGGCACCCACCUGAUGAAGCAGUUGGGCCACCAGCUCAAGGAUAUCAAGCAGGAGGAAUCCUGUCCCGAAAUGGCUGAAGAACCCGUCAAUCUAGCCGAUCAGAAGCGCUCCAAAUCCCCACAGGAAGAGGAUAUUCCCCAUGGCGAGGAUGUCUGGCGUCCCUGGUGAAAUGGGCAUUCCAAAUACACGCAACCAAUUAACAUUGAUAGCUUUACUACUUAUGUAGUUUCAUUUAGAAACGAUCCAAGUUUUCCAAGGUCUAGUGUAAACAUUUGCCUCAGAAUCGU